CCAUCUUUGAAAAUAGUAAACAGAUGACAAGGAGGACAAUUUGUACUGCAUGAAUAGAAAUGGUUCAAUGGUAGUCAAGAAUAAUACCUAAAUGGUUAGUUGAAACCAAAAAAGGAAGAUCUUGAAUAAGUUUUAAGAAGCAGUAAGGGUAGACUUUGAAAUGCCACUUGGAAGUUUUGACUUACUGAAAGAGGACACAAGACUGAUAAAGUGUGAUGAAACAGUCUACAAGGUGAAAGUUUUACCGCAAAGAGACUUCGAUGAUUGUCUCCCUUGUUCUGUGCAAGAGGCGCACAAACAGAUCGAAGAUGUGUUACGGGCCAUGCUGUAUAUGGACCAGAGGAGUGUUAUCUUCAAACCUAUCCACACAACAGACUUCGUUGUUACAACUUUAAAGAAAGGUUGGAAGACUUGUCGAAGUUUGAAUUUUUUUGUCAAUGGAAAACAGCUAAAGGCAUGUCCAUAUCAAUACAUAUUGAAAGUAGAUUUAAAACCUAUGCUAGACAAAACGACAGCACAUGCAAAAAGAAAAAGUUUAGAACAUGUGAAAAAUCUUGAUAAGUCACAUGACAAACCUAAAAACAGAAAGUCAGAUGAAGCUAGAACUGACCCUAAGCAAAUUGUAGAAUCUUAUAGAGGUAUACAAAAUAUAGAUGAUAUACCUGCAAAUGAUAAAUCUGUUAGAAACGAUGAAAAUUUGGAAGACAAUGAAGAGAAAGAAAGAGAAAUUUUAUUGGAAAAAAUUAGAAAAAGGGAAAGAUUGAAAAGAGAAGAAAUACGCAAGAAGGAAGAGGUUGAAAAACUAUUUACCACUGUCAGUGUACCAAAUAGUCCUGGUAAUGUAAAGCGGAGAAAGUUAUACAAGACUGAGGUGUAUUGUAACACACCUGGAUCGGUUAAUCUGAACAAAUUUUAUAAUACAAGGAGUACAUGUACCUCAAAAUCAAGGGGGAACGACAGAUUGUCAGAAUUACAUGUAUCAGACAAAAGAACAAUUAAAGAAAAAGUUGGAGAGAGAUAUACUAGAAAUGUUACAAGAUCUAAACAAAAACAGGUAGAUGCAUGUUCCCCUGAGGUCAGUGGCCUGAGGAAUGAUAGCAUAUUAAUAGAUACAGGUAAUGUAUCAGAAUGUGAAAAAUUUAUCAGUAGCAAAACACCCCAAGCUAGAUCAUCUAGGUUAGUUGGAAGUAAGAUACAUAAGCAAAGUUUGGAUGAUAAUACAGUAUCUGGUAUUCGUAAAAUGUCUGGAAGGUAUUCAGUACGUAACUUUGAAGAUGAAGCUGUAUCUUCACAAGAGAGGGAACUAAGAAACAGGUCUGCUAAAACUAGUGGUGCAGAUAAUUCAAGAAAAUCUAUGCAACAGAACAGUUCUAAGUUAAGGCAGAAAACAGAAUCAAAAGGAAUUCCUAAAUAUGUGUCAAAGAAAACUCCAAAUACUCACAGUAGAAAACAGAGAUCUGUGUGUUCAAAUAAAAGAUUAAAAACGACAAAACAGUUACCAACUAAAACAUAUCUGGAAAGACUAACAAGAAGUAGGACUCACUCUAUCAGUUCAGAACCCAAAACUAGAAGUUCUAAGAAAAAUACAAGGUUGAAUAUAUUGAGGAAAGGAAAGAGUAAGAGUCAAACCCCAGUAAAAUCAAUGUCAUCAAAGAAAACAGUUGAAAACUAUAGUGUAAAACCUGUGAGGAGACCGAUAUUACAAAACAAACCAUCUGCUUCACCUGGAAAGUUAAAAUUUAGAACGUCAUCUCGCUGUACAGGAGAAGAAUUAGCACCAUCUACAAGGGAAAGUCGUAGGCUUAGAAAUUUUAGAAGUGUUACAACAAAAAAUCAGAAUCUUAAGACAGAUAGUGUAUCACAGACAAGUUCUUCUAGGUCAUCAUCUGAAUCACGGGGUUUGGAUCCGUCUGCUCUGAAUGUAGUGAAAUAUUCUUUCAGGAGCAGAAGUCUGUCACCACAAGGAAAGAAAGGAAAUAAUUCUGGGAAGUUAUAUAGAGGAAAAAGACCACAAAACUCAAAUGAUGGUAAAAAGAGACCAUCACCUAAAAUUGAUCUUUUUAGACCAUAUCAGUCAAUUGGAAAUGAGUCAGAGCGACUUGAAAAUUUACGGUAUAAUUCCUUCAGUAAGAAAUCAAAGCGUGUUACACGGAAUCAGUUGGAUCGUCAUGAAGUUGAGAAAGAAGAAAUAAAGGAAUCGAUGAAAUUGCAAACAAUAUCAAAAUCAGAUUCACCACCAUCUUCUUCAAGAAGAUCACCAAGGAAACGAAAGUCUAAUGCAUUAUGGGAUUUUAUUGAUGCUUUUAUUACUCCAAUGAAGAAAGUUUUUAAAGGUUGAUUUUUUUUCGAUAUUUUUUUUACAGUGUGUCAUGCAUGUCACAGGUCAAAUUGAGAUUGAUUGUGUAGCUACCAUUAAAAGAAAUUCAACUAAGUGGACAAAAUUCUGUGAUUAAACAUUAACAUGUCACUGCAUGUAUCUCUAUUAAACAUAAUUAUGAUUUCAUAAAACUUAUUUAGUUUAUUACAUUUUAACCAAAUAGGCAAUGUUACAUUUUCUUGAAUAAUUAGCUACUGAACAAAAAUCUGUGCCACUCUUUUAUUUAUACAUUUGUACAUGUAUAGUAUUGUUUCAUAAACAGAAUGAUAAAAUAUCUACU
Molecule: messenger RNA, 2657 nt
Organism: Mytilus californianus (California mussel)
Lineage: Eukaryota; Metazoa; Mollusca; Bivalvia; Mytilida; Mytilidae
Exons: 3
Coding region: 161-2338 (725 amino acids)
Source: RefSeq, a predicted model, not a curated record